CUGCCUUCAGUUCUAUCUAACUCUGUUGCGUCUCUAGCAGGCCGAUUCCUCGUCCUACUCCUACCAAGGUGGUAGAGCUAGGAUCACUUGUGACUAUGACAAUCGCCGUCGCGACUCACGCAUCAACAUGGAAAAAGUACCUACUUUUGUCUCGAAUGAAGUGUCGCUCUCAUCGUCGCUUAAUCUUAUGAUAAAUGGUCGAUCUUCUUGGCCUUCUUCAAGAGUGUAUCUAUGUGUAGCAGUUUUCUAGAACAUGACUCCGCCAGCACCAGACGCUGGUUUGAUUUGCUCUAUCGUGGAACACGUGCUCGGUCUUGAUUAUGUAGCAGCACACUCUAUUUCGAUGUAGUUCUCGCAUCGCAACCGCAAAGACUUGGUGUUUACGUAGUUUCUCGAGUUGGGAAUUUUCGGACUCCCUCGUCGACGUCUGUCGUCGUGUCACUGCGUCGUUGCUCGGGCGAAAGCGCAAUUCGCGUGUGUGUUUUCAGCAACUUUGACAGAACAGAGAGGCUCUCAUAAUCCAACUCUUGCUUCUUUGUCAUCUCAAAAUCUCAUCGUAGCUUUUCCCGUUGAUAGGCUUAUUACUGGGGGAGAAAGUCACGUAGCACAAGAGCGUUUUUUAAGGAGAUAGAUUAUAAGAUUGACAUUAGUUUGAAAAGAAGCAAAUCUGAAAGCACAAAAAACCGUGCUGACUAAGACAGAAGAUAUUAGGCGCACAAGUCCAGUCUUUUCUACUACAGGAUCGAUUCGGCCGAGGACAGUCAUUAUCUAGCUACAAGAAUAGUGCAGCUGAGGCAACAUAAUUGUCAUCUCACUCCUAACACGACCAGGACCGGGGCCACUGCUAAGGGAUGCUUGAGGAGAGUUUUCCUCAGUAGAUAGCUCUGUGAACGUAAUUUUGCCUAGCAAAAGGUAGCUCUAGCUACUUCUGAAGAGGUGAAGGGUAGAGGACCACUUACUUAGCUAAGUACUACUCAGUGGCAUUCCCUGCCGAUCUCACGUUGUAUGUACUUAGGUGGAACAGGAAUCCUCCGAUUCGCAUGAUGUCUGUACGAAAAUAGAGGGUGCUCAAGAGCUUCUUAGAGCAACACCUUUUACAGGCAUCUCUCUAAGUUGAGUUCAGUCUUGUGUAUUUUCAGUUUGAAUUUUGUGAUUAUAGGAGUCGCGCGUUGUCUCGGACCCCAGACAUCAUCAAGGGUAAGGUUUCAAGUCUACAAAAACAAAACUAAAAAGGGGCGAGCUAGUAGCCCGUACUACAGCAAUUGUUACUAUGUAAAUAUCAUAGUCAUACAGAUCAUCAAGGAAGUGCCAGUAGGUUGUUUCUUGUGGAACUUCACGUGCCGAGGUCGGAGCAGGCUGCAAGAGAACCCGUCUACGGGGCUGCUGUCUGCUCGUAGAAGUGACCCGGGAAAGCUUUUCCGCUUGUGGCUUGACACGCAAACGCUCGCCCAUACUCAGAUUCAGAUAUUCGGGAGUUUCUCUCUUACGUAGGUAAUCAACGCACACAACUAUUUCAAGUCGGUUGUGGCGGGUGUCAUCUUUGUCUUUUCUACUAAAGACUGUAUGAUUCAAGCUCCUCUUACGUAAAUGAAUUUUCUCACUGAAUGUCUUUGUUCCCUUGAAGUGAGAAAAAGUAUUGCGCGCGGCGGAACGUCUCUCUCCCCUUUACGACCACUUGAAUUUUUCAUCCGCCACAAGCACUCCCACUCGUCAAGUAGCGUAGUCCAUUUGCUUAUUAAUUUUCUGAUUUGCUUUUAUUACAACUUGGUGUUUUUAUUCCUGAUUUGGUACAACUGGACGUACAGUUUGAAAUAUCUAUGAUCCAAGAAAAAAUGUCCUGACGUUGACGAGUUGUGAAUCCUGACGUUGAGAGAGCGCGAAGAACCACAAGAGUGCUCUUCUCGUUGCCGCUGGUGCCGAGAUCACAGGCGUGGGAUAUUCAACAGCGGGAACAGCGCAUAUACGAGAACAACAGAAACAGCAGGAAGUUGCGUACUUAAACGCUCGUGUAGAAGGUGUACCUCGCUCACUCGUUCUCGAGAGAACGACGGCUACAGUCUGCACAAGCGUGGUCCGACAUCCAACCUCGUGGUGGUCGAGCAUCGUUAGCUGGUAUCAGAGGUUGUACUCGAGUGUACAACCGCCAGCUUCUUUUCACGGGCGGACCGGUGAAGGCAAGUUUUAGGCUGCCACGUUUCGAUCGUUUCGAUUGGAUUGUGUCUUCUCAGCGAAGAUGACGUUGACGCGUGUCGGACUCCGGGACGUGACAAACGCGGUACCACUCUUUGAGUUUUUAGCUUUCAAAUGAGAUCAGUCUAUCUUGAUGCUGGAAGUGAGUGUCAAGCUGCUGGUUUGAAUGACAUGAUUGAUGAAAAUGAGAAUGUAUGCCACGACGUCCGAGCCACAUUCAUGAUGAUCGGAAUCAAAUCUUCGACCUAUUGAUUCUCCCUUUCAGCCACCAGCGCAGCACAUAGGCGUGGCAAAAAAUGGUAGGAAAAGCGUCCAGAAAGCGCAACAGGCUGGAGGGAUUGCAAAGGUACUGGUGAUGCUAGAAUCUCCUAACGGCACAGUAAGUAUAUAUUUAUAAGACCCCUUCACAUGAAUAGAUUGUUCUUCCUAGUCUAUUUGUGCAAGGCUGCCUUGAACAUCCACGCAUCAAAAAAUACAGCCAUUGUCGCAGACCUCACAACCGGGAAAGUUUGAAGAUCAUGGGGCGACCAGUAGCAGCAUUAGCGUUGUCGACGCUAGUAGACCAACAACCGCGCCAGGGACAAUACCGCAGCCUUCCGCAGACGAUCCAUUAUGUCGUGUUGUCAUCAACUCUUGGUUAGUACUUACUUACCCGCAAGAUUUUUCCUUGAGCCUCAUCUUGCAUCGAUUGUAACUCUUGAAUCUGUAAUAUUUGAGUGCUUAGUUACGCGAAGUUUAAUUCCAUUGAUUUCUAGUUACCCCCCCUGUUUUUCCAUGCUCCUUUUCAUAUUGCCAGAACGCGACAGAGUACGCAAAGGUAAUUUAUGAGUACCUUCGGAAACGAGAAGAGGAUCCUACGCUGAGGGUGCCAAAUGCGAGUUUCCUAGAUGACCAGGCAGAAAUUAGUAGCAGGAUGAGAGGGAUUCUUUUGGAUUGGCUUGUAGAAGUCCACUACAAGUUCAAGCUUUCGCCGGAGACAUUGUAUUUUCUUUGCUUGCUUUUGUUGUAUAGAUACCUGACCGAGGGAUCGGCAUGCGGAUGCGCAUGGCUGAACCAGUUCGCGUCCUAAAGACGCGAAUAAAUAUGAAACAAAGAAGGGUCGAAUCAGAUGUUAAACCAAAGUCACAACUACAAGGCAUCCGGUCCCUGCUUUUGCUAUAUUUUUAGUCCUUUUUAGCAUGAUCAUCUUUUUUCGCACAACGCACUCAUUCAACAGGUAUCUCUGCAUUAAUCUUAUAGACCGGUUUUUGCACAUAGAUCGCAAGAUGCCGAGGAAAAAAUUGCAGCUUGUAGGCGGCACCUGCAUGUUAGUAGCGAGGUAUUUCAACUACAUAUGAACUGGGAUAGCAUACAAUCGGGCUGGGAAGUGCGAGCGAAAGAUUACUAGCCGCUUGCCAAUCUUUCUGAAUGUGUAGAAGAAAUACAAAAUUCUUCCUUUUAUGUACGUAGGUAACAACAAAGUAAAAGUAAUGAGAACCCUUUGCUCGGGAACCCCACUGACUGUACCUCCACUACAGCAAAUACGAGGAGUUUCGACCUCCAGAGGUCGGUGAUAUUUGCUACAUUAUGGACAACGCUUAUAGCAGGGAUGAAAUCCUUGAAAUGGAGGUCCGGAUCCUCAAUACUCUGGUACUCAUUCUUCAUCCAACUACUAAGUAUACUUCUGCUUCACAGCCUGGCAUAUGAGGAUUCAUGUUCCGAGUAACUCUUCGAUCGAUCCAUUGCGAUUUUCGAAACUUUGAUACUUUACCGAUUCUAUGAUUACACUACUUGCGGUUAAGACAUGCCAAUCAAAGAGUCGUGGCACUACAAGCACUGCUUGCGAGGCACAUGCGUUCAACACUCACUUAUUUUAGAAAUUCGAAGUUACGGUGCCUUCCGCCUUGCAGUUUUUGGAGUAUUACGUCAAAGAAGCGGGGAUAUCAAGGGCUGACGCGCAUUUCUUUCUGUGCCAGUAUUUAGUGGAGACGACGUUGCUAUCACCGAAGUUUCUCAAGUAUUGAAUUCAAUUUUCUUAGGCCAAGAUGUACUACACGUGAUGCAGAAGCUGGUGCGUUUUGUCUCUCCUUUGCUGCAAGCACUAUUAUCUGUCAAGCGCUUGUUCUCGACAUGAUCAUCAAUAUCACAAGGUAUAAGCCGUCCGAGCUUGCAGCGUCGUCGCUGUAUUUAGCGAAUAGGAUCAGGAAGGAAUAUAUCCCAUGGCCGCAAAAACUGUAUUCAGACGUUAUUGCUGAAUCAAUGUUGAUUCAUUUGAUUUCUCGUCACAUAUUUUUGUUUAUUGUUUUUUGCAACAAUCAACAGUUAGUUUUAUUUCUAUGCAACAACCUACAACCUAAUCCAAUCGUUAUUAUUUCUAUGCUUUUGCUUUUGAUAUUAUUUGGUAACCAGAUAAAUAUGUCAACUAGAGGUCGACGUCGAGGUGAGUAGUCGCAACAAAGGAUCAGUCUCCUCCUGGGAUCAAAGUUACGAACUUCUGAAGCCGACCCAAAUCUCUAGGGAUCAGGCGAAAGCGCAAGCGGAGUGAGAUGACCUAGCUCGAGAGCAUCGCGCUGCUGCAAUUGUUGCACCACAUUUCCUUCAAUAACAAUGGGGUUAGUAGUGUGUUCUACCUUGUUUGUUUAUUGAUUUUUGCAACAACAUAAAACUAGGUAUAACUUCUAGCUACAACAUGUAGAGUCAUCAUCUCUCAACAUGCACCCUACCAACAGGUAUGAAAUAACGAAAUUGAAGGAGCAAGAUUUUGUGAAACCGUUAGCCAAGGAAAUAUUCGAGAUGAUCCCGGGAUUCAAAGGGAAGAGUCUGUUCAAGAAGUACUCAAUGGAGAAGUAUGGCUCGGUGGCGCCGACAAUUCCGUCGCAGUAA
Amoebophrya sp. A25 is the source of this 5052-nucleotide messenger RNA. Lineage: Eukaryota; Dinophyceae; Syndiniales; Amoebophryaceae. The record is from the annotation of a GenBank genome assembly.